AUGUCGCUCACACUCGGCAUGGACUACUUCAAUAAUGUCAUGAACACUACAACCGCCUCCUCCAUCGCCGACGCCAUGCUACCGCACACGAACAACACCUACUGGCACGAGUUCGAUCAAAUCUCGCAGUACAACGUCACCCUCGGCUUCUUCGAGCGAUUAUGGGCUGCGUGGUAUGCCUACAUGGGCAACGAUGUGCUUGCCACGGGAAUCAUGAGCUUUGUGAUGCACGAGACCGUAUACUUCGGGCGUGCUUUGCCUUGGAUCAUCAUCGACCGGAUACCAGCAUUCAACAAAUACAAGAUCCAGAACCAGAAGGUCCCUUCGCCGAAAGAGCAGUGGGAUUGUGCGAUGCUGGUUUUGCUCAGCCACUUCACUGUUGAACUGCCCCAAAUCUGGUUCUUCCAUCCUUUCGCGCAAUACUGCGGUCUCGGGACCAGCGUUCCGUUCCCUCCUUGGUGGAAGAUGGCAUAUCAGAUCGCAAUCUUCUUCGUUCUCGAGGACGCAUGGCAUUACUGGACACAUCGAGCAAUGCACUGGGGACCGCUCUACAAGAACAUCCACAAGAUCCACCACCAAUACUCUGCGCCAUUCGGUCUUGCUGCUGAAUACGCAUCGCCGAUCGAAGUGAUGAUUCUGGGGUUGGGCACAGUCGGGUCGCCUAUCUUGUGGUGCGCAAUCACCAAGGAUCUCCACAUCUUGACCAUGUACUGGUGGAUUGCGUUCCGUGUCUUCCAGGCCAUUGACGCGCAUUCCGGCUACGAGUUCCCAUGGAGCUUGCACCACUUCCUUCCAUUCUGGGCCGGCGCUGCCCACCACGACACCCACCACGAAAAGUUCAUUGGCAACUAUUCGAGCUCUUUCAGAUGGUGGGACUACGUCUUGGAUACCGAGAGCGGCCCAGAGGCAGCCAAGAGGAGAAGAGAGAGGAAGAUGGCCAAGGCGAAGAAGGCACAAUAG
Molecule: messenger RNA, 960 nt
Organism: Fulvia fulva
Lineage: Eukaryota; Fungi; Ascomycota; Dothideomycetes; Mycosphaerellales; Mycosphaerellaceae
Product: Methylsterol monooxygenase
Exons: 2
Coding region: 1-960 (319 amino acids)
Biological process (GO): ergosterol biosynthetic process
Molecular function (GO): iron ion binding; C-4 methylsterol oxidase activity
Source: RefSeq, a predicted model, not a curated record